AUGGCCAGUGCACUGGGGGAACAUCAAAUACCGAGCGAUGGCGAUCCGUCUGCGAUAGAAGCUGUGAAGUUGUGGGAGAGGGGCGUUUCCAAGGAAAAGGACGGAUCGAUGAUGGACGCCAUCCAGUUCUACAGAAAAGCAUUAAAGAUGAACGAACAUGUAGAAAAGGUAUACCGGCAAAAGGUUCGUACUGAAAUCGAAAUUUCCAAGAAAUUACAAGAAGUGAAUAUAUCCCAGAAAGGCCCCGAUUUUGAUUCUGAAUGUAAUGCUGAAGAUGGAUCCGAAGGGAAUGGCGAAUUGCAGCCGUGUUGGAUCUUAGAUAUGCUGCCAACCGAUCUGCUACUGCAUAUUGUUCGUGAAGUUGUUUUAACGUCUGGAGAGUCCUGGGUAAAUCUGUCACUGACGUGCUCUGCCUUCAACAAGCUUUGCUUCCACAACUCGACACCGUACAAGACAUUUGCCACACUAAUUUAUCCCCUACAGCGGUAUGACGAGGUGUCGAUGACUCUCAACGGCAUGAGUAGUGCUCAACAGGUGGAGGAACUAUUUUGGAAAGAUGACUACCCUAGAAUGAUUAAUGAGCGGCCUUACAUAAAAUUUCGGGGCAUCUACAUCAGCGUUGUUAAUUAUCUGCGCCACGGUAUGAACCCAGAGGGAUCAUUAUCGCUCAUACGUCCCGUCCACAUGAUAACCUACUAUCGCUACUUCCGAUUUUAUCCUGAUGGGACGUGUUUACGAUGCUUGACUACUGAUGAACCGUCAACUGUCGUAAAGAACUACCACAAGGGCAAUUACGUUAAGGACAGCCAUAUAUGCCAAUGGGCAUUGAGUAUUGAUGACAACUUUGGCCGACUCACUAUUCGGCGCCAUGACGAUAAAUAUCACUUUACCGAAGAAUUGCAAAUCAAAAACCAAGCUUUGCGAAAACACCACAGGCUCACAUGGAUCAGCUCCAGCGCUACAGAUAAGGAAGGGAACAGAGCUGAUUUCUCGUUGAAGAACGAAAAGCCAUUCUUCUUUUCUAGGGUCAAAUCAUACCACGAUGAUUCAUUGGCAAUGUCGGCACACUCGGAUUGA
Molecule: messenger RNA, 1077 nt
Organism: Lachancea fermentati
Lineage: Eukaryota; Fungi; Ascomycota; Saccharomycetes; Saccharomycetales; Saccharomycetaceae
Source: the annotation of a GenBank genome assembly